Molecule: messenger RNA, 3186 nt
Organism: Camelus dromedarius (Arabian camel)
Lineage: Eukaryota; Metazoa; Chordata; Mammalia; Artiodactyla; Camelidae
Product: heat shock 70 kDa protein 1-like
Exons: 2
Coding region: 941-2866 (641 amino acids)
Cellular component (GO): nucleus; plasma membrane; cytoplasm
Molecular function (GO): ubiquitin protein ligase binding; ATP-dependent protein folding chaperone; ATP binding
Source: RefSeq, a predicted model, not a curated record
UUUGAGGUGGCUGGGAUUGGUCAGAACUGCCGGAAAGAGGGAGGAGCCGGUCUGUUUUUGUCUCCAGAUGACAGGAGUUUUAUUUGUGAAAAGGUUAGAGAAAGAAACUGCCUUGAAGAGCAGCACCUCGCCUGAGAAAACCGUGAGGGCUUGAUUGGGUUCCGAGCAGCCAUCUUCAGAGUGGCCAGGAUUUACUCCCACCAAUCCCUAAAGAGAGUAAAAGGAGACUAGGAGGUUAGCUAAACCCACUUGUGGAGAUUGAUGUCUCCUGGGGCGAUCAGAACUGCAAAUAAUCUGAGCUCAGCAGGAGACAGGUACAAUCUCAGAAUGAAAUUUGUCACAAAGAAACAGGCAGUUGAGUGAGGUCCUGUGAGAAACUGAAAACAGCGGAUGCCGUUGGUCUCCCACUCCCUUACAGCUGGCUAGGAGUACUUUUCCCUACCUUGUCCAAAAAGCACUGCCACAAAAAAAAAAAAUUUGUACACAGUAACGAUAUUUGAACACAGAGUAUGUGGCAGAGUUAUUCACAAUAGCUGUAAGGUGGAAGCAGCUCAAGUGCUACAGAGGGAAUAAAUGAAUAAACAAAACGUGGCACAUAACAUACAAUGAAAAUUAAUCAGCUUUGAAAGGGAAGGAAAUUCUGACACAUGGUGUAACAUAGAGGAACUUGAAGUAUUAUGCUAAGUGAAAUAAGCUGGUCACAAAAAGGAAGAAUUAGUGUAUAAUUCUACUAACAUGAGGUACCUAGAGUAGUCAAAUGAUGAGAGAAAGAAUAGUGGUUGCCAAGAGCUGAGGGAAGAGGGGAAGGAGGAGUUGUUUAAUGGGUCUAGAAUUUCAGUUUUGCAAGAUAAAAGAUUCUGGAGAUUGGUUGGACAACAAUGUGAAUGAACUUACUACUGAACUGUGUGCCAAAAAAUGAUUAAGAUGGCCUAGGAAAACCAUGGCUGCUGCUAAGGGUACGGCCAUUGGCAUCGACCUGGGCACCACCUACUCGUGCGUCGGGGUGUUCCAGCACGGCAAGGUGGAGAUCAUCGCCAACGACCAGGGGAACCGCACCACCCCCAGCUAUGUGGCCUUCACGGACACCGAGCGGCUCAUCGGCGAUGCGGCCAAGAACCAGGUAGCCAUGAAUCCACAGAACACUGUCUUUGAUGCCAAACGUCUGAUUGGCAGGAAAUUUAAUGAUCCUGUAGUGCAAUCAGAUAUGAAACUUUGGCCUUUUCAAGUAAUCAAUGAAGGAGGCAAGCCCAAGGUAAUGGUGUCCUACAAAGGGGAGAAAAAAGCUUUCUACCCUGAGGAAAUCUCUUCUAUGGUACUGACUAAGAUGAAGGAGACUGCUGAGGCUUUUUUGGGCCACACUGUCACCAAUGCUGUGAUCACCGUGCCAGCCUAUUUCAAUGACUCUCAGCGCCAGGCCACCAAGGAUGCAGGUGUGAUUGCAGGUCUCAACGUGCUAAGAAUUAUCAACGAACCCACAGCUGCUGCCAUUGCUUAUGGCUUAGAUAAAGCAGGUCAGGGAGAGCGACACGUCCUAAUCUUUGAUCUGGGUGGAGGCACAUUUGAUGUGUCCAUACUGACCAUAGAUGACGGGAUUUUUGAGGUGAAGGCCACGGCUGGGGACACGCACCUGGGUGGGGAGGACUUUGACAACAGGCUGGUGAGCCACUUUGUGGAGGAGUUCAAGAGGAAGCACAAGAAGGACAUCAGCCAGAACAAGCGGGCCGUGAGGCGGCUGCGCACGGCCUGCGAGAGGGCCAAGAGGACCCUGUCGUCCAGCACCCAGGCCAACUUGGAAAUUGAUUCACUUUAUGAAGGCAUUGACUUCUACACGUCCAUCACCAGAGCCCGGUUUGAAGAGUUGUGUGCAGACCUGUUUAGGGGCACCUUGGAGCCUGUGGAGAAGGCUCUUCGGGAUGCCAAAACAGAUAAGGCUAAAAUCCAUGACAUUGUUUUAGUGGGGGGCUCCACCCGCAUACCUAAGGUUCAGAAGCUGCUGCAAGACUACUUUAAUGGUCGUGAUCUCAACAAAAGCAUCAACCCCGAUGAGGCAGUGGCCUAUGGGGCUGCAGUACAGGCAGCCAUUUUGAUGGGGGACAAGUCUGAAAAGGUACAGGACCUGCUGUUGUUGGAUGUGGCUCCCCUGUCCCUAGGGUUGGAGACGGCCGGGGGCGUGAUGACCGUCCUGAUCAAGCGCAACUCCACCAUCCCCACCAAGCAGACGCAGAUCUUCACCACCUACUCAGACAACCAGCCUGGGGUGUUGAUUCAGGUGUAUGAGGGCGAGAGGGCCAUGACUCGGGACAACAACCUGCUGGGGCGCUUUGACCUGACUGGAAUCCCUCCUGCCCCCAGGGGAGUGCCCCAGAUUGAGGUAACCUUCGACAUUGAUGCAAAUGGUAUUCUCAAUGUAACAGCCAUGGACAAGAGCACGGGCAAGGCCAACAAGAUCACCAUCACCAACGACAAGGGCCGGCUGAGCAAGGAAGAGAUUGAGCGCAUGGUUCUGGAUGCUGAGAAAUAUAAAGCUGAAGAUGAGGUCCAGAGAGAGAAAAUUGCUGCCAAAAAUGCAUUAGAAUCCUAUGCUUUUAACAUGAAGAGUGCUGUGAGUGAUGAAGGCCUGAAGGGCAAGAUUAGUGAGUCUGAUAAAAAGAAAAUACUGAAUAAAUGCAAUGAGGUUCUUUCAUGGCUGGAGGCCAAUCAACUGGCUGAGAAAGAUGAGUUUGAUCAUAAGAGAAAGGAAUUGGAGCAGGUGUGCAACCCAGUCAUCACAAAGCUCUACCAGGGAGGAUGCACUGGGCCUUCAUGUGGAACAGGGUAUACACCUGGAAGGGCUGCCACAGGCCCCACCAUUGAAGAAGUAGAUUAAUCUUAUCUGGAGCUGGAGGGUUCUAGGGUGCCUCUAAGAUGAAUUUUGUUUCCCUCAUCUUCAAACAUGAUUAUGAUUCUUGAAUUGACCUGAACCUAAAUUACCAUCCUUUUUGGAUCAUGAUGGAGGAGUCUCAUACCACCUUUCACACUCCAAUGUCCUGUUUCUGACUCUGAAAUGAGACUGUUAGGAAAACUAGGCCCCUCUCUGAACCAUUUGCAGAAUUUGAAUGUCUGUUAUUUAUUUCUGGCCUCCCCAACUUUCUUCUUCCUGUGUAGAUGGUUAUUUGUCCCUCAGUAAAUUUGUUCCUAAAGCAAAUU